Brassica napus (rape) is the source of this 4612-nucleotide messenger RNA. RefSeq names its product putative nuclease HARBI1. The transcript has 2 exons. The record is from RefSeq and is a predicted model, not a curated record. The coding region runs from base 1746 to 2804 and encodes 352 amino acids. Lineage: Eukaryota; Viridiplantae; Streptophyta; Magnoliopsida; Brassicales; Brassicaceae.
UAAGAGCACGUCCAACGCAUGAUUUAAGAGGGUCCUUAGCCAUAAUCUCUUCCAUUUGUCGAUUAAAAAACUAUUAAAAUAAUCCCUAAAGCUAAGGAUUAGUCCUAAGUUAAGGAUUAGUCCGUCCGGGUCCGUAAUGCGCUGGCAGGCUCUGAUUGGCUGAGAGGACGGUGGUGUUUCGUGUGGGAAGAGAAAGAAAGACGCGUCGUCUUUCACUUUGUCGAGGCAAGAAAAAAAAACCCGAGACGCGACGAAGAGGCGAUAGAGCGGCGAUAGAGAGGCGAGUCACGACCAGCCUUUUGGAAGGUACUGAUAUGGAGGAAGAACUCCGAGAUAUGAAAGCACACAAAGCGUACAUCAGCCAGGUUGAUUUCGUUGCAAAUGCGCAACAGGGCAUUCCCCAACUGUGCCCCUGUGGAUCAAACAUGAAGAGGACCGUAGAUGAAGUUGAUACAUAUGACUACCUCCCCGGGAAAAGGUUCUUCAUUUGCAAAGACUUCGAGGUUAGUAUUGAUUCUCUAUCUAUGUUGAUUAUGUUGAUUAUGUUACUAAGAUAUUUGUUUGUUGUCUGAUUAGUUUCCCUUUAUUUGUUUGGCAGAAUGACGGUCUUCAUUUCAGGCAACCAUGGGUCAUGGCUGUGGAAGAAGAGGUCGAGAGACUCAAACAACGCGUUCACGAUCAUGACAAGCUUCUGAGAGAGUGUGAAGCACUUAAGGUAUGUUUAUGCUCUCAGUAAAGGUACUUUUGUUUGUUGUAGAUUUGUAACUCAUUGUUUCUUUCUUUACUUUAAAAUGCAGUCACAGGUUAGAAGGCUGGGAGAGCGGGUGGCUGAUCUUGAGCGACUCCACUGAGGUUAGUAACCAUUCUUCUUUCCCUAACAAAACUAUAGUCGCUUAGUUAGAACUUAUUAGUUUGAUAGAAAUGGAUAGGAGUGUCGGUUAAUGGUUUAGUUUGUAAACUUCAUUGCUCCACUUAUAUGGAGAAGGACAAGGAUAAGCGGAAGGCUCCUGAAGUGCCUGUGCCAGAGCCAUAAGAUAGACCAGUUGGUGUCAAGGCUGCUAAGGCGCGCGGGUAAGAGGCAAAAACCUAGAAAAAAUAAGGAGUUCUCGCAGCUAGAAGGACUUAUGGAGAUGAAAAAGCAAAUCUCAAGGCAAAGUUUGCUGGAGAGGUUGCUUGCAAAGCCGGAGCCCCUCGAUGAGAUGGAAUCAGAUCUCAAAAAUAAAAUGUUGUCUGAAUUGUUGUCAUGAGUGAUGGUUUGUUUAGCUUUUGCUUGCAUUAUAGUUUUGAUAGCAUUGUUCACUUUGUUGUGAUAUGAACUGUUGACUGAUAUGAAAUGCUUUGUUUCAGGUGGAGUACAAGAGACGAGGUCACGGGUUGUCAAGAGUACAAGAGAAGAGGUCACGGGUUGUCUACUAGUUUCACGGGUUCAUGUAUGUUUUUCUUUGCGGAUGUGAACCAAGACAAUACGUUCACGGGUGUUGUCUUUAUAUCUUCAAGUGUUGUCUUUAUAACUUAGUGUCUGUAUGUUUUUCUUUUCAUGUAUGAACUUGAACCAUCUAUGUAUCAAACUACUAUCAUGAAAUGUAGUUCCUCUUCUUCUUGUUGAUCGCAUCAAUUUGUCAAACACAAAAGACCAUAAGUUAACAAGCAUCAAUAUACAAGAAGAGGGUCAUACCCGUCUAUGGAAUGACUACUUCAGUGAUAAUCCAACAUUUCUGCCUCAUUUAUUCAGACGUCGUUUCCCCAUGAACAAACCAGUAUUCAUGCGUCUUGUCAAUUGUCUCUCAGAAACUUUUCCAUUCUUUCAACAUAGAAGAUAUGCUAUCGGAAGAUUAGGUCUAUCUCCACUACAAAAGUGUACGGCAGCACUUCGUAUACUUGCUUAUGGCUGUGCCGCUGACGCCGUUGACGAAUAUCUCCGACUUGGUGAAACCACAACACUUUCAUGUUUAACCAAUUUCACAGAAGGGGUAAUCCAGUUAUUUGGAGAUGAGUAUCUACGAAGGCCCAAUCCAGAGGAUCUUCAACGACUGCUCGAUAUUGGAGAGAUACGCGGGUUUCCUGGGAUGAUAGGCAGCAUCGACUGUAUGCAUUGGGAAUGGAAAAAUUGUCCAACCGCUUGGAAAGGACAAUACACCCGUGGAUCAGGAAAGCCAACAAUUGUCUUGGAGGCUGUAGCUUCACAAGAUCUUUGGAUAUGGCACGUUUUUUUUGGUCCUCCAGGUACAUUAAACGAUAUUAACGUCCUCGAUCGAUCUCCUGUUUUUGAUGACAUUUUCGAAGGUAGAGUUCCAAGGGUACAAUACCAGGUCAACGGACACCAUUAUGGUUUGCCUUACUACCUCACAGACGGUAUAUAUCCAAGAUGGUCAACAUUUAUCCAAUCUAUCUCAAACCCUCAAAGUCCAGAAGAACAGUUAUUUGCUAAAGUACAAGAGUCAACCCGAAAAGACGUGGAGCGUGCUUUUGGAGUAUUGCAAGCUCGAUUUGCAAUAGUCAAAAACCCGACUAUUUUGUGGGAUAAGAGACAAAUCGGGAUGGUUAUGCGAACAUGUAUCAUACUGCACAAUAUGAUCGUAGAAAAUGAACGCAAUGGAUAUACUCAGUGUGAUAUAUCAGAGUUUGAAGAAGGCGAAUCGAGUAGAACUUUAGAGGUGGAUAUGUCAUAUGCUCGCAAGCCUUCAAAUCUCCGUGCUAUGCUUGAAAUUCGUAGCCAAGUUCGUGACCAACAUAUACAUGAACAACUUAAAUUUGAUUUGAUUCAAAAUAUUUGGAACAAAUUUGGUAAUGAUGAAAAUGUUUAAUUGUUGUAUGUUUUUUUUGUGUUUCAAUAAAAAUAACAUUUUCAAAUUUUCUUGUUUAAAUUUUUUUUUUUUUAAGGAUUCCAAAACGGAUAACACCAUUGGACCAACAUUUCUGAUUAGAGUCCUUAACUAUUCAAAAAAAUAUUAAAUUAAUGCUAAGGACUCCAAUGGUGGGUAACACCAUUGGAGGUGCUCUAACAUUUCUUAAAAAAUUUACCAUUCAUGAAAAAUAGAUUUUUCUUUUUAUUUCUCUACAUUCCUUUGUUUGUAGAAAAUUAUAGAACAAAUAUUUUUCUUAUUAAUUUUGAUAAGGAACUAUCAUUUAUCAUCAUUUCUAAAAUUUUAUUCCUACUCAUUUUUUUCCUAUCCGUUCUUAAUGUUUCUAUGAUGUUUACCGGUUACAUCCUUUAUGUUAGCAUUACAAUUUAAAAGUGAACUAGCUUUUUUUGUUACUCCGAUCUUCAAAUAACCAAAAGUUCAAAUUCAUAAGUUCCAUUUUUUGUUAACAAUUCACAAGAUUCUUAAUAAAAUUGAUUUCUAUCCUUCAAACAAUCAUCAUGCUGUUUUAUCAUUUUAAAUUUAGAAUAAGUUUUUUUUGUAAACAAUUUUUUUUGUAAACAAUAAGUUAAAGUACUAGUAUUUAAAUCUCAUGUGAAUUCAUUUGCAUGGGUUUUUUUUUGUCAACUUUUUUUUUGGCAACUUUGCAUGGGUAUAUUAUACACUUGUGUUUGUACAGAAAUAACUAAGACAGGUUUAGAGGAAGAAGAAAACAAAAAUACGCAUGCAACAGUGUGCAGUGAUCCAGACCUAAACCACGAAGUGUGUUCAUUAUUCUCUUCUUUUUUUUCAUUAUUCUUAUUUCUUAGGAUUCUUGAAAUCUUGAACUUUUUGUGCUAUCUUUUGAUUUUGUUGUUUUUCAUUUUUUGUGUCCCAUGUCCUAAAAAAAAAGCUCCUGCUUUUGUAGCUCUGCACGCACCCCAACACACACAAGUCAACCCUUAAUCUUUUUCAACAAAAAUGAAAAAUUUAUACCAUAACUAAUCUACUUCUACGUUUAACAUAUUACAUGUACUAAAACAAUCACUUUUAUGGAGUAUUAAAAGAGGAUAUACCAUAGAAAAUAUAUAAGUUUUAACAUAUCUUAGAUGGACGAGUGAAAUCAGGAUUUUAUUUUGAACGUGUCUAAUUGUGUAUACGCGAAGGCACUACGUGUUCGCUCUAUCAUGAAUGUAAAAGUAAAUUACGUGAUGAUAAUUGACCUCGGCGUUGUUCAAACAAAAAGGUGAGAAAAAGAAACGAUUUACAAAGUUCGAACAAAAUCAUUAGUUGCAUAGUUUGCUUGCCUUUCGGGCAAAGGCGUGAAAGCCCACAUGGGAAACAAACUCACAACGCGCCUCGGCUUCCGCAAGCGUCACGCUUUUUCAUGGCAAUACUUUAAUUUUCUCUUUAAUUUUCGCUGAGACCAUUGGUAUUUCUCUAUUUUUUUUAAAAAAAAUAAGAAAACUCUAUAAUAGAGAUGAGUUUGUCUCCAAUGUAUUCUUAUAUUUUUUCCUCUAAAAACGAAUAUUUUUGAUAUAUUCUUUUCUAAUUUUACAAAUAGUACCUUUUAUUUGUGAAAAUUGAAAACCAAUCAAAUUUAGUGUAACAUUCAUAAAAUUAUGAUAUUAUUUACACUGAAUAUUUUUAUAGAAACUAUUAUGUAAAUAAAAAGUAUGAUUAUAUAUUUAUAUAAACAGUAAAUUUUCACUAAAAAAUAUUUAUUUUGGUUAUAAUUGUUAAAGUAAAAAAUUAAAAGAUCAUUUUGUAAA